Molecule: messenger RNA, 954 nt
Organism: Suillus paluster
Lineage: Eukaryota; Fungi; Basidiomycota; Agaricomycetes; Boletales; Suillaceae
Product: kinase-like domain-containing protein
Exons: 6
Coding region: 1-954 (317 amino acids)
Biological process (GO): protein phosphorylation
Molecular function (GO): protein kinase activity; ATP binding
Source: RefSeq, a predicted model, not a curated record
AUGACAGAGGAACCCACCAAUCAAGAAUUACCAGUUUCUGCGUCAGAUCCGCUGAAAGAUCUUACCAACGAACUCUUGGGAAUAUCGUACUAUCCGGUUGCUUCCGGAGGUUUUGGGGACAUCUGGAAGUGUCUUUUAGUGAAGUCCAGUGAGACCGUCCAGGUAGCAGUGAAGACCAUUCGGGCUUUCGAGUCAGAUGACGAGGUUUUGAUACGGAAGAAGACAAAGAGAGUGCGUCGUGAGCUGACAGUUUGGGGCCGUCUCAAACAUAUUAGCAUUGUUCCACUUUGGGGAGUAGCAAACAACUUUGGGCCCUAUCCCGCAAUGAUUUGCCCAUGGGCCGAAAAUGGAACACUCACCAACUUUCUUGAGUGCCAAAAGGACAAAUUGUUGUAUCAAGAUAGGUUCUCCCUUCUUAAUGAUAUCGCCCUCGGAUUGCAGUACCGUUCGUCGUCUUUCACUGCCUUCGAAAGGUAUACUCACGCCCGAUUGACUUUUCAGUCAAAUGUUUUGAUUUAUGGCGACGGUCGGGCAUGUCUCGCUGACUUUGGUCUCUCGACUAUUAUUUUGGAGUUCAUUGGUACCUCUUAUUUCACGACUUCUAUCAGUGGGAAUAUCCGAUGGGCAGCUGCAGAGCUGUUUGAAGUACCAGAGGAUGACGAUGAUGACGAGGCGGCAUCGGUGUCGCUCAGCAUCGAGUGUGAUAUUUAUUCAUUUGGUAGUAUCACCUUGCAGGUGUUGACUGGCAAAGUACCCUACUACAAUGUGAAGAAGGACAAUGUAGUGUUGGUACAAGUCCUCAGAGGUAAGAAACCUGAGCCUCCCAAGGAGUCGCAAAUAGAGCUGGCGCACUGGGAGUUCAUAAAGCGAUGCUGGUUGCCUCGUAUCAAUCGUCCAUCGGUUGGAGAAGCCGUAGCGUUUGUUGCAUGUGAACGACAAGUCCCGUCAUCCUAG